Stegodyphus dumicola is the source of this 1299-nucleotide messenger RNA. RefSeq names its product RUS family member 1. Lineage: Eukaryota; Metazoa; Arthropoda; Arachnida; Araneae; Eresidae. The record is from RefSeq and is a predicted model, not a curated record.
AUAGGUAGUAAAAUUUAAAUCGGUUUUUAUUUUGACACGUAAUUUUGAAAGAUAAUUUUGUUAUUUUGUGUCGUAAUUUAUUAUAAUAAUUUUUUUUAAUUGAAUUAUUUAUUACAUUUUAUACCAUAGAAAAGUCCAUUUACUAUUACUAUGUCUGGUGAUGGAGAACUAUUAAAUACAUUGUUAAUACGAGAAACUUGUGGUGUUGAUUUUCGUAGAUCUUACCAUGUAGAACCAUCGCAAAGUAACUGGAAACCACCUAAAAUAAUUGUUAAAGAAGAAGCUAAAUCAUGGCAGUAUUGACCACAUUUUUUACGGUUGUUUUUUUACCACAUGGGUUCCCAGAUAGUGUUAGCAAAGAUUACAUUCCUUAUCAGAUUUGGGACAGCAUACAGGCUUUUGCCAGCAGUAUCACCGGAAGUAUUUGCACUCAUGCAAUUUUGAAAGGAGCUGGAGUUGGUGAUGAAACUGCUUCUCCCCUUGCUGCUACUAUCACAUGGCUAAUUAAAGAUGGAACAUCAAUGAUUGGAAGGAUAUGUUUUGCUUGGCUCCAAGGCACUAAGCUUGACAGUGAUUGCAAAAAGUGGAGUAAUAUGCUCAUAACUUUUUUCAGAUUAUUUGCAGAUGUUUUAAAUGACAUAGCAAUGUUUUUGGACUUGGUAUCAGCCUAUUUUCAAAAUCAUUUUACACUUAUAGUCUGCAUAUCAGGAUUAUGCAAGUCUUUGGUUGGAGUAGCUGGUGGAUCAACGAGAGCAGCAUUGACACAACAUCAAGCAAGAAAAAAUAAUAUGGCUGAUGUGUCUGCUAAAGAUGGAAGUCAGGAAACUUUAGUAAACCUUCUAGCUUUGAUAUGCAGUUUAUUUAUUGUACCUAUAGUUGCAGAGAGUUUUCUAUUAACUUGGAUACUGUAUAUUAGUAUGACUAUCGUUCAUUUAACUGCAAACUAUUUUGCAGUAAAAUCUGUAGUUAUGGAAAUAUUUAACAUUUCAAGAUUUAAAAUAUAUACUAGACAUUAUUUAAGUGAAGGAUCUGCUUCCCAGGACUUUCUCUCAGUAGCUGAAGUGAAUCAGAAAGAAAGUUUAUGUCCUUCUUUUAGGCCAAAAAGAGUAACUGUGAUAUUAGGCUCAUCAUUUAAAGAUGCAAUUCAAAGGAAAAGGUGGAAAGAUAUCAAAGAACUUUUAGAGAUCUAUAAGACCACUGACUACAUACUUUGUGUCUCCAAAACAAGUAUUUCUAAAUGUUAGUUACUGAAGUAUUAUCAGAAUGCUAUAAUUUAUAUUUUUAUGCAAAAUUUAAAGU